Molecule: messenger RNA, 1208 nt
Organism: Myotis davidii
Lineage: Eukaryota; Metazoa; Chordata; Mammalia; Chiroptera; Vespertilionidae
Gene: RAB13
Product: RAB13, member RAS oncogene family
Exons: 8
Coding region: 110-718 (202 amino acids)
Biological process (GO): Golgi vesicle fusion to target membrane; cellular response to insulin stimulus; regulation of exocytosis
Cellular component (GO): synaptic vesicle; endosome; trans-Golgi network transport vesicle
Molecular function (GO): GTP binding; GTPase activity
Source: RefSeq, a predicted model, not a curated record
GAAAACUUCCUGGCCCGGGCUACCGGCGUCUCUUUCUACCAACCCUCCAAUCUCGCCUCCCGGUGCCCAGCGCGUCCCCACCCCUCCCCCGGCUCCCUCAGUGUCCGCCAUGGCCAAAGCCUACGACCACCUCUUCAAGCUGCUGCUGAUCGGGGACUCGGGGGUGGGCAAGACUUGUCUGAUCAUUCGCUUUGCAGAGGACAACUUCAACAACACUUACAUCUCCACCAUCGGAAUUGAUUUCAAGAUCCGCACUGUGGAUAUAGAGGGGAAGAAGAUCAAACUGCAAGUCUGGGACACCGCUGGCCAAGAACGAUUCAAGACGAUAACUACUGCCUAUUACCGUGGAGCCAUGGGCAUUAUUCUAGUCUAUGACAUCACAGAUGAGAAAUCCUUUGAGAAUAUUCAGAAUUGGAUGAAGAGCAUCAAAGAGAAUGCCUCAGCUGGGGUGGAGCGCCUCCUACUGGGGAACAAGUGUGACAUGGAGGCCAAGAGGAAGGUACAGAAGGAGCAGGCCGAGAAGUUGGCUCGGGAGCAUGGAAUCCGAUUUUUCGAGACUAGUGCCAAAUCCAGUAUGAAUGUGGAUGAGGCUUUCAGUUCCCUGGCCCGGGACAUCUUGCUCAAGUCAGGAGGCCGGAGAUCGGGAAACAGCAGCAAGUCCUCCAGCACUGACCUGAAAACUUGUGACAAAAAGAACACCAAGUGCUCCCUGAGCUGAGGACUCUUUGCUGCCUCCCCACCCUAAGCCUGGAGGUUGAACCUGAGGGAAGCAGGGCUGAGGGGCUGGAUGGGGGAGAGAGUAGGUGGUGUUUGGAGAAGUAAAGAUGGAUAGAUGGUGAGAGAACAGGGAGAAAAUGGAGAAGAAAAAAAAAAGGAAAACCAGAGAGGAAAGAGGAGAAGAGGUGGAAUAGAGGGAAGAAGCAAGAAGGGAAAGAAUUGAGGAAGUGAAAACGUGCGAAAGAGGUAGGAAGAAAGGAAGGAGAAAAGGAAGUAUAGAUAGCCUGGGGCCUCAGACCUUCGAUGGGUUUCCAUGGCAACAUCAAUGUAAAUAAAUAAUUGAUUUUGUUACUGGAUCAGGCUUUAGGGUCCUGUGAGAGGCUGGCUCAGCACCACCCCUUGAAAGUUUGGUCCUAUUCUGUCACUCUGCAUGGUCUUUCCCAGUAUUAAAGACCUCCAUUUGCACAAAUGUAGCUAUUCUGGGUAACUUU